Messenger RNA from Hydra vulgaris (swiftwater hydra), 1351 nucleotides. RefSeq lists its product as uncharacterized. The record is from RefSeq and is a predicted model, not a curated record. Lineage: Eukaryota; Metazoa; Cnidaria; Hydrozoa; Anthoathecata; Hydridae.
AUGAACUCGAAUGCUAUGCUUGAAGAUAAUGUUGAUUUAGAAGAUACAAUAUUUCAAGGAGUUACACUUACCAUUAAAAAACCAGAUAACAUUAAAGCUAUGAACAAGGAUUGUGACAUGAUUAGGGUAUGCUCUGAAUUUGUAGUUCAGAGCAGUAAUUUUGACAGUUCAGAAGAAGAGUUUGCUCCUGUUAUAUUAAGCAGCUCAGAGCUUAAAUCAUCUUUAAAAGAUGACUCUUUAUUAAAGAAAAUGGAAAGUAAAGAUAUUGAUCCUGCGGCACAUUAUAAAGCUUUUUUGAGAUAUCUUCAAUCUACCCAGCCUACCACAGCAACAUCUUCAUCUGCAAUUAGUGCUCUAGUUCCAUCCUCAAUUGCAUUGAGUGUUCCAUCUACAUCUGGAAUAAUUGUUACAUCUUCAGCUGCUACAAGUGUCCCACAACCUCUACAACAAUCAACACAACCUUCUGCUGAGCUUACCUAUGGUGCCUAUAGAACAUAUAGGGACCAGCACCCUGGACCGAUGAGCAAUCGAUCAUUUUUGCGGUGGAUCCGGUUAGGAGAGAAUGAUGGUGAGUCAUUCAGCUGGGCCUAUCAUCCUCCUAACAGAGGUGCUGGAAGCUCCAGCAGAAGAGGAAAUCGUGGAGGAGGUCGUGGGCGAAGACGGAAUGGUGGCGUCCUUGUUGUGAAUGGUGGCAUCUAGUAUUACUAGGCGCCACCACUCCUUUAUUUUUUUUAAAAUAAAUAUAUAACAUUAUCAAGUUUGUUUUCCAUUUUGUCCGAAUUUUUGCAAUUAUUAACAUUUGAUUUAUUUAAUUUAAAUCUUUCACAAAAUGGUUUAAAAGCAAAGCAUUGACAGAUGUAGUAGUUUGCAAGGGACCUGUUUUGUAUGUUUUCAAUGUAAUUAAAAGUUUUAGGAUUUUUUGAGGUUUUGAAAUUUUGAGGUUUUCUCAUAGCCUAUAUUAAAUGCAGUUUCAAAUUUAUAUGUUAUGUUUUAUUGAGUUGAUAAAUGUUUAAUAUCUUUUCCAUACCUAAUUACUGUUUUUUAUUUUGUUUGGUUUAUAUACUUUUUUUUUAAGUUAAGAAUAUUAAUUGGUUUUAAACCAGUUUAAUUGUUUGAUUGUAAACCAGGUUAACUUAUGUUUACAGUUCCUAAAUAUUAUAAUUACGUAACCAUUACUUGUUUGCAGAAGGUUCAAAAAAAAGUGGAGUUAUGUUUGCGGAUACAGUAAAAAAAGAUUGAUCUUACAUAUGGUGCAGAAGGGGAUAUCACCACGGAGGAGGGCGUAGGCAAAGAAAGAAUGGUAGCAGUUGAAGAAGAAGUUUUUUGUUUUAAAAAUAUAUAUUUAACAUUA